UUUCGCCCGCGAGUCAGUACGAAAGUGACCAUGAGCAAGUUUGAUCGGGUUGAAUUGGACUACCACAAAUUAGAACACAAUAUCGGCAUUGUUAAACAGCGGCUGGCACGUCCACUCACUCUUGCAGAGAAAAUUCUCUAUUCGCACCUUGAUGAUCCCCAAAAUGCAGAAAUAAAACGCGGUGCCAGUUACCUUCUACUUCGGCCGGAUCGAGUUGCCAUGCAAGAUGCCACUGCUCAAAUGGCGAUUUUGCAAUUCGUCAGUAGUGGACUUCCACGAGUGGCUGUUCCAACUACUGUCCACUGUGAUCACCUGAUCGAGGCUCGAGAUGGAGCCAGUUCUGACUUGGACAGAGCCAAUGUAUCGAACAAGGAAGUUUACGAUUUUCUGCAGUCAGCGUCCGCAAAAUAUGGUAUUGGUUUUUGGAAGCCUGGUUCAGGCAUUAUUCAUCAGAUCGUCUUAGAAAACUAUGCCUUCCCCGGUGCCCUGAUCAUCGGUACAGACAGUCACACUCCAAAUGGAGGGGGUCUUGGUGGUCUUUGUGUUGGUGUUGGCGGAGCGGAUGCCGUAGACGUGAUGGCCAAUCUCCCCUGGGAACUGAAGGCCCCAAAUGUAAUCGGCGUCCAUCUAACAGGCACAUUGUCUGGCUGGACCAGUGCGAAGGAUAUCAUCCUGAAAGUUGCAGAGAUUCUCACUGUCAAAGGUGGCACAGGAAGCAUUGUGGAGUAUUUCGGACCGGGUGUUGAAUCCAUCUCCUGCACUGGAAUGGCUACCAUUUGCAACAUGGGUGCGGAAAUCGGUGCGACCACCUCGGUGUUUCCUUUCAACGAUCGGAUGGUCGACUUCCUGCGGGCAACCAAUCGCGCGGGGAUUGCUGAACUGGCCAGAGAGCACAAGGACACGCUACUGACUGCUGAUUCAAACUGCAAAUAUGAUCGUGUAAUCGAAAUUAACCUGGACAAAUUGGAGCCGCACGUGAACGGGCCAUUCACUCCCGAUUUGGCGCAUCCCAUUUCGAAGCUGGGAGAAACUGCCAAGAAAAACGGUUGGCCACUGUCUAUCGCUGCCGGCCUUAUUGGAUCCUGCACCAACUCCUCAUACGAGGACAUGUCUCGCGCUGCCAGUUUGGCCAAGCAAGCUUUGGCACACGGAAUCAAGGUUCGCUCUAACUUUUUCGUCACCCCCGGUAGUGAACAAAUCCGGGCAACCAUUGAACGAGAUGGCCUUACGGACAUAUUCCAAAAGGUCGGUGGGGUUGUCUUAGCCAACGCAUGUGGACCAUGCAUUGGACAGUGGUCCCGAUCAGAUUUCAAGAAGGGUGAGAAGAAUACUAUCGUGUCUUCGUACAAUCGGAACUUCACCGGACGUAACGAUGCCAAUCCUGCUACGCAUGCUUUUGUAACCUCACCGGAAAUAGUAACCGCGUUGGCUUUCGGCGGUGACCUAUCGUUCAACCCUUUAACUGACGAACUGACUGCAGCCGAUGGGAGCAAGUUCAAACUACAGCCACCCACAGGUGACACGUUACCCAACCGAGGAUUCGAUCCUGGUGAAGACACUUACCAGCCUCCACCGACUGAUAGUUCAGGCAUAACAGUCAAGGUCGAUCCAAACAGUCAGCGUUUACAACUCCUUGCGCCGUUUAAUAAGUGGGAUGGGCGGGAUUUGGAGAAAAUGACGGUACUUAUCAAGAUUAAGGGCAAGUGCACCACUGACCACAUUUCCGCCGCCGGACCAUGGCUAAAAUACCGGGGGCAUUUGGACAACAUCUCGAAUAACAUGUUCAUUGGUCUUCGGGCCCUCUCAUUUGAUUCCUCGACGCUCUGUUUCUUCCCACACAGUGCGGUGAAUGCAGAGAACAACGAAAUGAAUAAAGUGAUGCAUCGUCCUUCAGGCACCUGGGAUGCUGUGCCUGCAGUGGCCAGGCGCUACAAAUCCGAAGGUGUUGCGUGGUGUGUGAUUGGAGAUGAAAACUACGGUGAAGGAAGCAGUCGUGAACAUGCCGCUUUGGAGCCACGAUUUUUGGGUGGGCGAGCCAUAAUUGUCAAGAGUUUUGCCCGUAUUCAUGACUUGUUUUUGUUGUUGUUUCUCCCAGAAACAAACCUGAAAAAGCAGGGCAUGUUGCCUCUGACUUUCGUCAAUGCUGCUGACUAUGACAAAAUUCAACCUUCGGACAAAAUCUCACUUGUGGAUCUGGCUAAUCUCAAACCUGGACAG
Messenger RNA from Opisthorchis viverrini, 2217 nucleotides. RefSeq lists its product as hypothetical. The transcript is spliced from 11 exons. Gene Ontology annotation, cellular component: cytosol; mitochondrion. Gene Ontology annotation, molecular function: 4 iron, 4 sulfur cluster binding; aconitate hydratase activity. Gene Ontology annotation, biological process: tricarboxylic acid cycle. NCBI's taxonomy places the organism in Eukaryota, Metazoa, Platyhelminthes, Trematoda, Opisthorchiida, Opisthorchiidae. The annotation marks the transcript as partial. The record is from RefSeq and is a predicted model, not a curated record.